Messenger RNA from Sphenostylis stenocarpa, 279 nucleotides. The record is from the annotation of a GenBank genome assembly. Lineage: Eukaryota; Viridiplantae; Streptophyta; Magnoliopsida; Fabales; Fabaceae.
AUGGAAACAAUGACAAUUCCAUACGUCACAUUGAAACCAACCUACACGAGAACUGCGGAGAAUGCGGGAGUGGCACAGAUGAACAGAAGGGGACUUCGUGUCGCAGAGAUGAACGGCAGAAAACUCAGUGCUUUGCCAAGAUGCCAAGUUGGAAAGGAGGCGGGAAGAAGACGCACAGGUGAGAUAGAGGUAAAAGAAGAAGACGCCACCCAGGGAGACGUGGAAGAGAAAAAAGACGACUGCCCAAUAGAGAUAGUCGCACAUUGUCUCCCCGUGUAG